AUGAAGAAGAUAACGACUUACAUCAAGGACGGAGGGGUUACCCUAGAUCUUUGGAAUCCUUUGGUUCUUACACACGAAUCCGAACUUUUCGUAAAAACUGCCGCCGUGUUUUGGAAUUAUAAAAACGUUCGCGCAGGUUACAACAACUACAUUUCUGUAGAUGGGAAGAAAGUUAUGAUGGAUGAAGGAUACUGGACGUUUAAACAGCUACGAAAAAAAGAUGGAGGAAAACGGACUGACGUUCAAGAAAUAUACCGACGGAAAAUAAAGAUCGACUUCGAUAGCGGGACGAAAAAAGUGGGUCUUCAAAAUCUCACAGGGAUUUUGGGCUACCGGUCCUCCAACGGUCCUACGUACACUCCACACAUCAGCGACCGUCCCGUAGAUAUUCACAACGGUUUGCGGUAUCUAACGGCCAGCUGUAACCUCGUUAACCGUGAACACAACAUCGAACCGGACGGAAAUCGGAGUGUUAUCAUCACCUCUUUUCCGAUCGAUCGAACCAAACCUCUUUUCGGAACCGUGACUAAGUACAACGACAUUGAAAGUCAGGUACGGGUAGACGCCGGAAGGUACAGCAAAAUCCGGUUCGAAAUCGGAUCCACUACAGGGGUUGUUCCGGGAGACGUUUUUGUUAGAACUUUGAGUGAAGAUAUCUUCCGCAACUACUAGGGAAAGAAUUACGAGAAAGUGAAGUCGGCAACACCUAUUGAAAUCCGGAAAAUGAAGGAAAAUUUUAGGAAAAAGUAUCCCAACGCAACCCUGUCUAAAUUCGACUUUGAGGUUACCUUUGCCAAGGACGGAACAAUGGAGCCCAGAGACAUCUUCUACAAAGUGGAUGAUCUGACAAGCUACGACAUUACGUCCGAUACGUUCCGUACAAAUCCUGAGUGGACGAAGUACCUCCAUUGGGUAGAGGGAUGCCGAAGCCUUCUUCCUGACAUGAUUUUUCGCCUGAAUAAGAACUUUAAAAUGAAUGUGCACAAUUUCAAAAUUUAUGUUACGAGACCGAAAGUUUUAUAACAAAAUUAGAACCCAUCAAACGGUGUAUGAUAAGCCUAUGAACACCUUCAUCAACAUACUACCGUUCGACUAUCACUCCAAUUCCUACUUUUGCUCUCUGGCUGCAUCCUACGUUGCUAUGUUUAAGUGUGGAAUUUCUGAGGAUCAUCUUACGAAUAAUAUUCCCGACUCGCACUCCAAUAUAGUAAGCUCCAUCGUUCGCUUUCACCUCCAUUUCCUCCUUUCGAGAUUGCGUAAUCCCAAACUUCUGGAUCAGUACAUAACGAAGGAUGAUAUUCGAACCAUUCGAAAAUUUACACCCGUUCACGAAACGUGGGAAAGGAGAACGGACUCUUCCAAUGCAAACCUUGCGACAUGUUACUAUGAUAAGCCUGUGAACGAAAGGGGGAAGAAUAAGGCGUCAGAAAUAUCGUCAGACCAAAUACGGAGGCACAUUUAUCGAAUACGAAUACCUGACCGGCAGGUCCCCCUACAGCGUUGA
This is a messenger RNA of Paramuricea clavata, 1504 nucleotides long. NCBI's taxonomy places the organism in Eukaryota, Metazoa, Cnidaria, Anthozoa, Malacalcyonacea, Plexauridae. The record is from the annotation of a GenBank genome assembly.